Molecule: messenger RNA, 5693 nt
Organism: Odocoileus virginianus texanus
Lineage: Eukaryota; Metazoa; Chordata; Mammalia; Artiodactyla; Cervidae
Gene: NPTXR
Product: neuronal pentraxin receptor
Source: RefSeq, a predicted model, not a curated record
AUGCCUCCGAGCUCAAAUGCUGCUGCAGCGCAUACUAGCCGUGUGACCUUGGACAGCGACCUGACCCCUGUGGGUCUCAUUCUCAUUUGUACUGGGAACGUGUCCACGGUGAGGCUUAAUUGUGAUCAAGCCCCUGGCUCCCUCAGCGCAGAGCCCGACGUGGAGAAAAGCUCCCCGCAAGCUUGCAGACGGCCUGGUGGGUUCGGGGAGGGGGCCAGAAAGCCGUGGUGGGGUGGGGCGGGGGUCGCCCAGGAGUCCCGCCGCCCGGCCACCGGGUCGCCGCCCUCUUCGAGGCGACGGCGGCUGGCUGAGGCUCCCGGCGCCACCCCCGCCCCUCUCCCGCUGCCGCCCGUACCGCUCUUCAGCCGCUUCCUGUGCACGCCGCUGGCGGCCGCCUGCCCGUCGGGGGCCGAGCCGGGGGACGCGGCUCCGGGCGAGCGCGAGGAGCUGCUGCUGCUGCAGAGCACCGCGGAGCAGCUGCGCCAGACGGCGCUGCAGCAGGAGGCGCGCAUCCGCGCCGACCAGGACACCAUCCGCGAGCUCACCGGCAAGCUGGGCCGCUGCGAGAGCGGCCUGCCGCGCGGCCUCCAGGAAGCCGGGCCCCGCCGCGACACCAUGGCCGACGGGCCCUGGGACUCGCCCGCGCUCAUCCUCGAGCUAGAAGACGCGGUGCGCGCCCUCCGGGACCGCAUCGACCGCAUCGAGCAAGAGCUCCCAGCCCGGGUGAACCUCUCGGCCGCCCCAGCCCCUGCGCCUGUGAUGCCCACCACCCUGCACUCCAAGAUGGACGAGCUGGAGGGGCAGUUGCUGGCCAAGGUGCUGGCGCUGGAGAAGGAACGUGUGGCCCUCGGUCACAGCAGCCAGCAGCAGCGACAGGAGGUGGAGAAGGAGCUGGAUGCCCUGCAGGACCGUGUAGCCGAACUGGAGCAUGGGUCCUCAGCCUACAGUCCCCCAGAUGCCUUCAAGAUCAGCAUUCCCGUCCGCAACAACUACAUGUACGCCCGCGUGCGGAAGGCACUGCCCGAGCUCUACGCCUUCACCGUCUGCAUGUGGCUGCGCUCCAGGUCUGGCGGCAUUGGCCAGGGCACCCCCUUCUCCUAUUCGGUUCCCGGGCAGGCCAACGAGGUUGUGCUGCUGGAGGCGGGCCACGACCCCAUGGAGCUGCUGAUCAAUGACAAGGUGGCCCAGCUACCCCUGAGCCUGAAGGACAAUGGCUGGCACCACAUCUGCAUCGCCUGGACCACCAGGGAUGGCCUGUGGUCUGCCUACCAGGAUGGGGACCUGCGGGGCUCUGGCGAGAACCUGGCUGCCUGGCACCCCAUCAAGCCUCAUGGGAUCCUUAUCCUGGGCCAGGAGCAGGAUACCCUAGGCGGCCGGUUUGAUGCCACCCAGGCCUUCGUGGGUGACAUUGCCCAGUUUAACCUCUGGGACCACGCCCUGACACCAGCCCAAGUCCUGGGCAUUGCCAACUGUACGGGGCCACUGCUGGGCAACAUUCUCCCAUGGGAGGACAAGCUAGUGGAGGCCUUUGGGGGUGCAACGAAGGCCGCCUUUGAUGUCUGCAAGGGCAGGGCCAAGGCAUGAGGGGCCACCUCGUGGGGGAGCCCCUCCCUUGCCUGCCAAUUCGGGGAACUUCCGGGGCAGGAGAGCAUUCCCUCCUUAGCCUACUCACACACGCAGUGGUCUCCUUUUUCACCCCACUCCUCCUGUUUUGCCAUGCCUCCCAUUUCCCCCACCUGUACCCACACCUCCAGAACGCCCUGCCCUUGAUGUCUGUCCUCUGAUCCCACUUGAAUGGGGACAAGCAGCUUGAGUCAAGAGGUCAAGCCUGGGGUGAGUCCAGGGCCUGGCAGGGAGUGCAUCGCAGUGCCCAUGGCUCUUCCGCCACCACUGGCGUUAGAGUGGAGCCGUCUCAUCCUGUGUCCCCUCGCCCAUCAACCACAGUUGAUUCCACUGAUCUCAUAGCACCAUCCAUGGGGCUGUGUAUGGGCAAAGGGCUCACUGUCUCAGUGGCAGAGGUGGUUAUCUGUCCCCUUUCUUCCAUGAGGCAGGUGUGCCCCCUUCCUCUUCAAGGCCAUCACAGGCUGUGGAGCUGUCCCCCAGCUGAGAGGAAAUGACAGAACCACACAGGAGACUCAGACUCACCCGCUUCCAUCUUUCUACCAGCUGCCAGUCACGGGCAGGGGAAAUCUUGAUGUAGCUUCUCCCCCCCAAUCCCCGCCCCCACCUGCACCCUUUCUUCCUCCUCUUUCCUUGUUUCUUUGUGUGCUGAAUGGUUGCUUUGAAUGUUGGUUCCAUGCCUGGCCCAGCCCCACCUCAAUUUCCAGGACAUUCCCUUCCCAGCUCCAGCCUGAAGGGUUGGGGACCAAGAUCGCAGGAGGCCCACCCAUGGCUGCGUCCACUGGUAUGGUCACCUUGCCCCUUCUGUGACCAGAACAAGGCCUGGACCACUUCAGCCUGGGCUGGGGACAGCGUGGGACAGAGGGGACAGCGUGGGACAGAGGGGACAGCGUGGGACAGAGGGGACAGCGUGGGACAGAGGGGACAGCGUGGGACAGAGGCAUGUGCCCCAGGAGACCCAGGCUCUGGCAGAGCCACAGUACCGACCCACUCUGCAUGUCCCUGCAGCCUUUGGGGAAGAAAGAAGCGGAGAGGGCAGGGAGAAGCAUGGAGCGGUGUGCAGGGCUCUGGAUGAGAAGGCGCCCCUGGUUCCUGGUCUUCUCUGCUGCCAGCCUACUGUGUAGUCUGCUGUCAGUCCCUGUCCUCUCCUGGCUGGCUGUCCUCAUUUGCGAGCUUUGGUCAUUUCUGAGAGCUCUCCAGAUCAAAAGUGGGAUGGUCUAUGAUUCCAGGUGGAUAGGGUGGGACAAGCCUGAGAACUUACCUAGGGGUCAAGGAGCAUAGCAGGGGCAGGCCCUGGGGCUGGGCAGCAGAUGGGAUCUGGCUAGGCACGGGUCAGGGUCAGCAGCUGGCUCCAGAGAGUCAAGGGCAAGGGGCAAGGGUCAAAGCAGACCAACCUCAUACACAGAUUGUUAAGGUCAGCUCUUCUGGAUCACCCCCAGCCUGGCACCCUUGCCCAUCUGAGUGUUUCAAAGGGCUGGUGGCUUACCUGGGCCCUACCCUUGAGUCCCCACUGGCUCCCCCAAGACAAUGGAAGAAUAUCAAAAUCUGAGAAAAGCCGCCCAGUCUGACCUCUUAUUGCUCAUAUGAGGAGGAGCUCAGAGAGGGCAAGUGACUUGCACAGGGUCACACAGCUCAAUGGAGCCGAGCCAGGACUAGAACCCAGUGCUCUUUCCCCCACACCAUACUUCUUGCCCGUGAGAGUCUUUUGAGUCCAGCCUAAACCUAAGAGGAUUGACAUUUGAGGGGUCAGAAUGCUUUCCAACAUUCCAACAAUGCUUUCCAACCCUGGGCCACUUUCCUGUAUGAAACAUACAGACAUCUUGGCAUUCCCACCCCUGAUCCCUGGAAGGUAGGGUGGGAGAGGUGUGAUCUCCAGGCACUCUGGCAGGAAUGGAGAGCUGAGAACACUGGGGUCCCUCCCCACUCACCUACCGGGUGUCUGGACAGCUGUUGGUUACUUAAGUCAGACGGGCACUGGUGGCUUUUUGUUCCUUUGGUUCCCUGUCUCUGCUCCCCACAUCCACUUAGCCUGAGGCAUGAUGCCUGAGCUACAGACUGUGGGGCGCAGGGCCAUGGAGGCUUUUCCUAGACUUGUUGCUUCCAGCCCCCGGAUCCUCGUUUCCAUUUCAAGAGUGCAAAUAGACCAUUCAGCACUUCCAGCCCAACUCCCCCUAGAAGGAGGGAUGGCGCGCUUUAGCCAGAACCUGCCGAGAUCUAGUUGCCCUGGUAACAGCCAAUGACAUCGGCCCCAGUGCUGGGUCAAGCAUCUCAUAAUGACAUAUGCUGUUGCUGGGGUGACGGUGAAAUUUGGUACUUAGAUUUCAGGAACACUGGGCUUUAUUGGGUUUCUGUUAUUGUCUUUGAGGGAGCAGCUUUUGUGGAGGCCUUGGAGGGAAAGAAAGAAUCUUAGGAAGGAGGUGAUAGAACUUGUUUGGUCACUCGAGCCCACCCAGAAACAUCAUCCCAAGUCCUUUAUGCUUUGUCAUGGUGAUCGUGAAACUUCUGACCUGUGUUGAAUCACCCUGGUCAGCCCUCCAGAGGGAACAGGAACAAAACCAGAGAUGUUGUCGUGUAGGCUCUGAGUCUGGGCCAUUGGUGAGUGGCCUGGGUCCCUAUUCCCAUUCCAGAAUGAUGAAUGUCCCAAGUCCCCACUCCUCCGUCUACUGAUUAUCCUUCUUUGCUGAAUGCCUGUUGUUUGGACUCCAGCUUUGAUCUUCAGCUACUCCCGGGCAUGCCAAAAAGAUGGGGAGGAGCAGAGGUGCUCAGCUGUGUCCUCGAGCUACUCCCAGCUGAAAAUGAGGCUGGAACCAUGUCUGUUACACCCUUGUAAACUUGCCAUGCUGGGCACCUCACAGGGAUCAACUCAUUCACCCUCACAACAGUUCUAAGUAGGACUGUUCUCAGCCCCAUUGUACAAGUAGAGAAAUGGAGACCCAGAGAAGUUAAGUAAUCUGCCCAUUGUCAAUCAGCCCACAAGUGAUGGAACCCAGAGUUCAAAGUUGGUGACAUCCAAGGCCCACCCUUCAGCCUGAGGGGACAGGUGCUGCCAUUGCCUGUGGAGUGGGAUUUGGCCAUCCACUGCUCCUGAGCCUGUUCACCCUGACCCAGAGGAACACAAAGGUGAGGGGUGGACUGGCCCCUGGGCCAGGGUCCCCUUGGGUGAGGCCAAGGGAGGGUUCUCAGCCCCUUCAGGGAGCUUGUCCCUGUGCGGGGUGCUCACAGCCUAGACCUUCUCUCAUUGGCUGGAGUUUCCAGGAGAGCUGAAAAGGGAGAGGAAGCUGGGUGUCUCCCAAGAGUCCCAGGCUGCAAAGGGGAGAGAGCUGCCCCUUCCCAAACCCCUGCUUUGGGCCCAGCCCUGCACCAGGUGCUUCAGAGCUCUUAUCUGCCAGAUUUUCCCACCUUGUGGCACAUGGUGCCCCUUAACCAACAUCCCAAGAGGCCGAUCACCUUGCCACAUCUGUGCAAGACCUGGGACCACAGGUGUGGACAGGAAGGGCUCCGAAGCCCUCUUUUUACAGAUGAAGAUGCCAGGGCCCAGGGAGGAUGAGCAGUCUUCGUGGCCGCCCAGCUGGGACACUGGGAGACCUGAGCCCAGCUUUCUGACUCUGUAUUCAGUGCUCACUCCAUGAUGCAGUGGUCCUAGCCCCCCUGAAAUGGAUCCCCUCUUUACUAUGUUUCCCAGCAUCCUUGCUCUGAGCAAACUGGGGAAGGGACACCGCUCCCCCCUCCCCAAAAGAUGGAAUCAUUCUCUUCACCAUCUUUGUCCCAACUGCCUGCCACUCCAAACCCCACCCCCUGGCCCCUGACCCUGCUGGGUUGGGGAGGGGCUCAUGUGUGCCCAGGCUGAGCAAUGAAUGAGCAUGUCAAGCUGUCAGACACUGUGAAAUUAGUGCAUCCUACUGGCAACCUGCCUCCCCCACCCCGCCUGAUUUUGUACAUAAAGUGACAUGAGAUGCAACAUAUGCGUGUAUGUGUGUGUGUGCGCGCGCGUGUGUGUAUGCUAUGUUAUGGUUUUUGUUACUUUUUGUUUUUGUAAAUUUGAAUGUCCAAAAUAAACGUGAUGUUUACUCUGA